Molecule: messenger RNA, 3813 nt
Organism: Megalops cyprinoides (Indo-Pacific tarpon)
Lineage: Eukaryota; Metazoa; Chordata; Actinopteri; Elopiformes; Megalopidae
Product: E3 ubiquitin-protein ligase SH3RF3-like
Exons: 10
Coding region: 74-2524 (816 amino acids)
Molecular function (GO): metal ion binding; protein binding
Source: RefSeq, a predicted model, not a curated record
UGCACUGCGCUGUCGACAGAUCAUCGUACGUCGGAUCAAGGAAAGACGUUUAUGGUUAACACCAGUUACUAAAAUGGACGAGUCGUCGCUCUUGGAUUUACUUGAAUGCUCCGUAUGUCUGGAACGGCUGGACACGACAGCCAAAGUGCUCCCUUGCCAGCACACCUUCUGCCGACGCUGCCUGGAGAACAUAGUCAGCUCCCGCAAUGAGUUGCGCUGCCCGGAGUGUCGGAUACUGGUAGACUGCGAGGUGGAUGAUUUACCAGCGAACAUUCUCCUGGUACGGUUAUUGGAUGGGAUUAAACAGCGACCGUGGAACGGAGGGAGACCGUCACUGACCGGGGUGUCCCUGGGAUAUGCAGCCGGUAUUUCAGCCUCACCUCCAGGAACAGCCAUCCGAGACUUGUCAAGUUCUACUCGGAGCUCCCCGGUCAAGAACAUACCUCAGCUUCCCUGUGGGAAAGCUCUCUACAGCUAUGAAGGCAAGGAGCCUGGGGACCUCAAGUUCAACAAGGGUGACAUCAUCAUCCUGCGCCGCAAGGUGGACGAAAACUGGUACCAUGGAGAACUGAACGGCAGCCAUGGCUUCCUCCCUGCCAGCUAUAUCCAGUGCAUCAAACCCUUAUCCCAGACGCCACCCCAGGGCAAGGCUCUAUAUGACUUUGACCUCAAGGAAAAGGACCAGGACAAAGACUGCUUGAGUUUCACCAAGGAUGAAAUUCUGACUGUGAUCCGAAGAGUGGAUGAAAACUGGGCAGAGGGCAUGCUGGGAGAUAAAAUUGGAAUAUUCCCAAUUUUAUACGUGGAGCUCAAUGAGCCAGCCAAGCAGCUGAUAGAGAUGGACAAGCUGAGCCCUGUCCCGGGUCCCAGCACCGAGCCCGGUUCUCCAGCAGGGCCAUGCUCCGGGCUGGGCUCAGGGCCGGCCUCCGCCCUGAACGGCAACGGCCCCGCCGCCGGCGUGAACCGCCGCAUCGAGGGCAAGAAGAACGCCAAGAAGCGGCACUCCUUCACCGCGCUCAGCAUGACCCAGCGCACCGCCCAGGCGCUCAUCAACCGCCACUCCAUGGAGAUCAGCGCGCCCGUGCUCAUCAGCUCCUCGGACCCCCGCGCCGCCGCCCGCAUCGCAGACUGCCCGCACCUGUCCUCUGGCUCGCCCCCACAGGACUCCCCCUCUUUUGUUGGGACAUCCAAUGCAGCUGCUGUGGUCCCACCAAGAAUGACCUCUAUGGCUGGGGAGAUGCUGGCCGCCGCUAAAAUCCAGCUGCCCUUGAACAUAUACCUGGCCUUGUACGCCUACAAGCCUCAGAAGGCUGACGAGCUGGAGCUGAGGAAGGGAGAGAUGUACCGGGUGACUGAGAAGUGCCAGGAUGGCUGGUUCAAGGGCACCUCCCUGUGCAGCGGCUCCUCGGGUGUCUUCCCAGGGAACUAUGUCACGCCGGUGUCCAGGGCCCCAUUCGCAAUGGGACAGUCCCGUGCCUGUCUCUCCAGUUCGGCCCCGGUCUCAAAGGUGGUCCCCAGCUCCCCCGGGUCGGCCGGGCCCUCCAGUCCAGUGCUCCUGGGGUCCGCGACUCGCCCCAUCCCUCCGCUGGCCAACGCCUCCUCGUCCCCGCCACUGCAGCCUGCAGCCAUGCACCUGAAGAACUGCCUGCGUGUCUCCGGCCAGCAGGCGACCGGCCAGGCCCGCGCCUCCAUGCAGCUGGUGCACAGUCCUCCCGCUGGCAGCCUGGAGCGCCCCACUGUAGCGGUCCCCCCUCUGCGCCCCCAUAGCUCCCCAACCCGCUCCCCGGGCCCCUCUGCGCGCCCGUUCUCCAUGGUGUCUCCCCAGCACCCGUCCCUGACCCCUGCCAUUCCCCUCACCUCCGCUGCCGCGGCCAUCACCCCGCCGAACGUCAGCGCCGCUCACCUCAACGGCGAGGUGCUGGCCAGCCCGCUGCAGCCCACCUCGCCUGCCCACCCCCAAGGUGCCGUGGCUAGCCUGCCCAAAAUGGAGGAAAGGAAAUCUGAAAAGAAAGAGAAGAAGAGCGGAGGCCUCCUGAAGCUGCUCUCGGGCGCGGCAGCGAAGAAGAAGUCCCGCUCCCCUCCGUCGGUGUCCCCCACCCACGAGCCCCAGCCGCAGGCGGCCGCCGAGGCCCUGGUGCACGGAGCCGUGGGGCCCGAGCUGCACUCCAUAUCCAGCCACGGCCGGGCAGGGUCCUGCCCCAUCGAGAGCGAGAUGCAGGGGGCCAUGGGCAUGGAGCCCCUGCACAGGAAGUCCGGGUCCUUGGACCUCAACUUCUCAGUGUCGCCCCCGGCGCGCCAGCCCUGUGCCUCCCUGCUCGCGUUCCGCCCUGAGCCCAAACCCUUGUCCCGAGAGAGGUAUCGCGUGGUGGUGUCCUACCCCCCUCAGAGUGAGGCAGAGAUCGAGCUGAAGGAGGGCGAUAUUGUCUUUGUGCACAAAAAGCGGGAGGACGGCUGGUACAAAGGCACCCUCCAGCGCACCGGGCGCACCGGCCUGUUUCCCGGCAGCUUUGUGGAGAGCUUCUGAGGGGGAAAGACUCGGUGCAGAGGCAGCCGCAGGACUGCCCCAGGAGAGGGCCUUUUCUAAACAGGCACUCAGAGGACAGCCCCCAAGAGACGGCAUUUUCUAAACGAUUGCUCAGACAAAGCGCCAAGACUGGGCCUUCUCCAGGCUCCUCGUGAGUGCUCAUUGGUAACAACAUGGAGAGGACUUUAGCCCAUUUGUAUGAAUAUACCUUGAAUAUACCAUCAGAAGAGGGGUGUUUCUGUAUGGGCACACAUGUGGCACACAUGUGGCCCCAUUGGUGUCCCCACAUUACUAACCUCAGAUGAUUGGCAUCAUAGCACAGGGAGCACAAACAGAUAAGAAGAGGAAAAUCCUAAUCAUUCACUGCCAGUGUUAGUGAUGUUACUUUCCCUCAAAGAAGAAAGCACAGAGAGGUCUUUAAUGCUGACUGCAGUCAAAUUCACCAUCAUAGACAGAUGCAUACAAAUGAGCCCAGACUGGUACGGAAAGAAGGGGUAUGUCACCGAUCCCCCAGAAUCCCCCACCCCCACCCCCAGCUCACACAGAGGCCUGGCUCCAGCAGUGCCUUCCAUCCCAGAGCUGCCGACACCAGAACCAGCAUCCCACCAUGGCACCCAGGACCGCCUGACCUCUGCUCUCCUGAGGGACCGCUGAAGCUUUUGCAAAUGUAGUGCUUUUUGUCAUCUCUAUUUUACUGUAAGUUAUUAUGAAACAGCUGCAGUGAACUGUAUGGAAGCUGCCUGCAUGGGUCACAGAGGAGACUAGGUCAGUGUUACUUAUGGGUUCGUAUCCCAGCCAAACCAGAGUGCACUAUAGGCAAAUGUCUCACAGUAAAGGUAGAGGGGAGCUCAUGAGAGGCCUGGGGAGGUCUGCACUUAAAUGCAGUGCUGCAGAAUAUUGCCUCGUUAUGUAGGAGGUUUGGAUUUUUGCACAUGAGAGGACUGGCAUUGAUAUGUUUACCUCCUUGUUGGUACAGUACAUUGUGACUAUAGUCAAGUCUGGGUGUAAUAUAUAAGCACAUCUUCAGUUCAUGAAGAACAUCUAGCCAACAUGACAGCUGUUCCCCAGGGGAAAAAAAUCACUCAUUGCUAGAAAGUUAAUAUAGCACACUUUAAAGCACAAUUUCUAUUUUACCCAUAAUGCUUGAAUUUUUCAUCAGCUAAACCUGACUGUUUACAAAUACAAUUGCUUAUUCUGGGUCAGGAGUACAUUUUGAAUACAGGCUACAUUUUAAAUGGAUGAACUUUGGAUUUGUGAACACUCUGAUCAUAAUAUAUACUGGCUGGCAA